Cannabis sativa is the source of this 1920-nucleotide messenger RNA. RefSeq names its product receptor-like protein 53. The record is from RefSeq and is a predicted model, not a curated record. The transcript has a single exon. Gene Ontology annotation, molecular function: protein binding. NCBI's taxonomy places the organism in Eukaryota, Viridiplantae, Streptophyta, Magnoliopsida, Rosales, Cannabaceae. The coding region runs from base 440 to 1708 and encodes 422 amino acids.
CUUAAUCUAGUAUUUAGGUAAAAUAUUUGUAAGUAUAAACUUUAGGACAAGCAAAUAGUCCAUAAAAUAGCAACCUUCACAUCUUUUAUAGCUCCAAAUUCCCGAGUUUCAUUAGAAUACAACCAAAUAUGGAUCAUGGAUUUGUAAACCUUUACUUAAAAAAAGCUACUUCUUCUGACACCUUCCCGUGAAGCCACUCAUAAAAUAUAAACAAAUAAAUAAAUAAAUAAAAAUAUCUGACAUUAAAAGCAUCAUAAUAAAGAUUAAAGACACAGCUACUACUACUCAAUCUGAAUAUAUAUCUUCUUCUCCUACCAAUGUCAUCAUCUUUUUCCUUCUCUUUCUCAUUUUUAACCAAAUCCAACGGCUCUGAUCAACUGGGUUUCCUUUAAAGUCAUCAAAAUCCAAAAACAAUAGUGGAAAUAAUAACAAAACACAAAUGGGUUCAUGCAUUUUCUUUGUUGUUUGUAAUCUGAUUCUUGUGAUUACAGUCACAAGACUGUCACUUAGAGGAGAAUCAAAGACAGAUUGGGGAGACAUAACAGUACUGAAAGAGCUAAAGAACGAGUUAGAUCCUAACUCAGUGAGUCCAGGCUCAUGUGUUAACUCGUGGGAUUUCACCUUCGACCCAUGUGACAACCUUUUCAGCGAACGAUUCACUUGUGGUUUCAGGUGCGAUUUCACUGACGAGUCAGGAACGAGUCGACUCACCGAACUCAGUCUCGACCAAGCUGGUUACUCCGGUUCACUCACUUCAAUCUCAUUCAACCUCCCUUACCUACAAAUCCUCGACCUUUCAAACAACUUCUUUUCCGGCUCAAUACCCAACUCGCUCUCUAACUUGACUCGUCUCCAACGACUCGGUCUCUCCACCAACUCGUUCUCCGGCGAAAUCCCAUCCUCCAUCGGCGAAUCACUCUCUAAUCUCGAGGAACUCUCACUCGACAACAACCAACUUCAGGGAAAAAUCCCAGCUAGUAUAAACAAUCUCGUGAGCUUAAAAAGACUCGAAAUUCAGUCAAACAAAAUCUCCGGCGAGUUUCCCGAUAUGGGUUCACUUAAAAAUCUAAUCUUUUUAGACGCAAGCAACAAUAACAUUUCCGGUAAAGUUCCGGCCAAUCUACCACCGUCUCUGGUGGAAAUCUCAUUAAGGAACAACAGCUUAGAAGGUUCGAUUCCUGGAGAGAUUAAAAAGUUAAGAUUUUUACAGGUAAUGGAUUUGAGUCACAACCGAUUGAGUGGGUCAGUACCUUCCAUUCUCUUCAACCACCCAUCGCUUCAACAGUUAACUCUUUCGUUCAACCAAUUCUCGUCCGUACAGUCCCCUGAAUCUUACGGCGAUCUCAUAGCUCUGGACUUAAACGACAAUCAAAUUCAGGGCUUUUUACCGUCGUUUUUUGCAAUAAUGCCGAAACUGUCAGCUCUGUCGUUGGAGAAUAACAAGUUCAGCGGAAUGAUUCCGACUCAGUACGCCAUUAAAACGGUUUUACCAGAAACAGGGGUUUCCCCAUUUGAGAGACUCUUAUUGGGCCGGAAUUACUUGUUUGGGCCCAUACCCGGCCCAUUAAUGGGACUGAAACCCGGUUCAGCUAAUGUGGAGCUCACCGGGAACUGCUUGUUCCGGUGUCCUGACUUGUUCUUCUUUUGCCAAGGUGAUGAUCAAAAAUCGUUGAUGGAAUGUAAAGCUUUUAGUCCUACAAUUCCAUGAAAGCUUUAAUAAAAAAAUAAAUAAUUAUUAGUAGUAUAAUAUUUUUGAUGUCAUUAAUCAGAAAAAGGGGAAAUCUGAUUGUUUGUUAUUAGUAUUAAAAAUUAUUGUUCUUUGUAUAAAAAAAAAUGUUUGUUGUUAAUUGUUAUUAAGUUUUGUUUUUUUAUUAGAUGAAAUAUCUAUUUGUUAAAUACGAAGAAGACUGAUGAUUCGAA